Pseudophryne corroboree (corroboree frog) is the source of this 2222-nucleotide messenger RNA. RefSeq names its product oocyte zinc finger protein XlCOF6-like. The record is from RefSeq and is a predicted model, not a curated record. The coding region runs from base 172 to 2079 and encodes 635 amino acids. Gene Ontology annotation, cellular component: chromosome. The transcript is spliced from 7 exons. Gene Ontology annotation, molecular function: chromatin insulator sequence binding. NCBI's taxonomy places the organism in Eukaryota, Metazoa, Chordata, Amphibia, Anura, Myobatrachidae. Gene Ontology annotation, biological process: regulation of transcription by RNA polymerase II.
CAUGUUGCAGACAGAGGAACUCGGCAGCUCUGGAAGUCAGCUGCAGUCGGCGCUGAGAGCAACAAGUUGCGGGGUUGCUGAGGAAGGGGCCGCCGCUAGCAGGAUCUGGGACGCGGGUGAGCGGGAUGCAGCGCAGUUACUACUGGUGUACUGUAUUUUCUGGUUUGAGAAAUGAACGGACUGAAGUAUAAAUUUGAGAGCAUAACACCUACAACUUUACAUAUUGGUGCAGAGAUUGCGACAUCAUGCUUCUAUGCAUCUACUGCGAAGGACUUUGAUGCCAAAUUAGCCAAUCUGGUAGAAGUAUUUUUAUUGGAGAUUUACAGGUGCAAAUUAUGCCAAUUUACCAGCAGUUUGAAAGACAAAGUCUGCCUUCAUUUGUCAAAUGUGCACCAAUUAGAUCAAACCCCUCUCAUUCCAGCGAGCACGGAGUCAGAGGAAAACGAUUCAUAUGGCAUUGGUGAGGAAAUUGCUCAGGAAAAUAAAGUAAAUGAGGAAAACUUGGAAAAAAUGCCCUUCUUGUAUAGAAUGCUAAACACUAUGAGUCCAGAGUCAUGCAGCAUGAGCCUUGGGGGCCAAAGCGGCAACAUAAAUAUGGUCAAUGUAAGUGAAGUAAAUUCAUUAUUUGAAGAAGAUCAAUCAGAGUUCCAGCUGGAUGAGCCUGUACCAUGUGACUCCAUUCCACCCAUGAGUACUGCAAAUUCACCCAAAAGCAAAGCUGAAGAUGACGCUCAGUGCGAGCACCUCUUAUCUUUAGGUCUUUACCGGAUCUCCAGCAUUAGACAGGUUCCUUCAUCAACCGACACAAAACUUUCCAAAAGCAGCAUGGCACAAGAAUCUGCAAGGACAGAAUGUAAGCCUAUAAAGGUACAAACGCUACCCUCCUUGUCAGAUGACCAGUGCAGUGAGAAUGAUGAUAAGAAACAGAGCUAUGCAUGUGCCUCUUGUCAGCUGGAAUUUGAAACAAAGGACACUUACAAAAUACACGUGCAGUGCCACAAGUAUGGAGGUGGCUUCACUUGCUUGUAUUGUGGUAGCUUCAUGAGCGAGUGGAGCCCAAUGGAAAAACACUUAAAAAGCCACCGUCUGGUACGAAAGAGUUAUCAAUGUCAGGUGUGUCAGAAACGCUUCAUGACACAGAGUGCAUGGAAAAGCCACAUGAGGGGUCAUGACAAGAAGAGUGAUGUGUUCCUGUGCACUAAAUGCCCUUUGUCCUUUGAAAGUGAAAGUGUCAGGAACCUGCAUGUGACCUGUCAUCACGAAGAUGUCUACAAGUGUUGUCAGUGUGGACUAGUGGAACAAGAUUGGAAUAAGAUCUAUGAACAUUUGUGUAAUCAUGAUGGCAGUUUGAAACCGUUCACCUGUAGCACGUGCAGCCAAAGAUUCUUCACAGAGACACAGAUGAAAGCCCACUUCUCAAAGCACAAAAAACGCAGACUUACUACAUGUCAGCUAUGUGAUCAGAGAUUCAAGAACAUCAGCCAAAUGAAUAAACACCAAAAGCGCUUCCAUCGCAAGAUGAAUAAUGGUCAGUGUAAAAAUGGAAAGCAGAAAGUAGAAAACAGCCACAGUGUCUUUGUGACAGGCGAUUCCACUAGCAUGCAAUCUAUGCCAAAGAGAGAAUUCACUUGUGACACCUGCAAUAGGAAGUGUUCAUCGAAAUUGGCACUACAGAGGCACAUGGGAGUGCAUGCUGGAGAAAAGCCUUUUCAUUGCCAACAUUGCGAGUAUAAAACCAGACUGAAAGCUUCACUGAAACAGCACAUGAGAGUUCAUACUGGCGAGAAGCCUUUUAAAUGUGAAUUAUGUUCUUACGCCUCAAUAGACGGAAGUUCUCUACGGCGACAUGUGAGAACUCACACCAGCGAAAAGCCUUACAAAUGUCAGCGCUGUUCUUACAGUUGUAUUCAGAAGAAAAGUCUUGACCUACACAUACGUCGCCACCACACUGGGGAGAUGUUCAAAUGCACCAUUUGCCAAUAUUCAUCUCCUGACAAGCAAUUACUACAUAAGCAUAUAAAGAAGCAUCAUGUCAAAGAAGACUCUCAACUAACCAAUUCUUCGCUUCCUACAAGUUGACAAAUAUCUGGCCCAGCAACUACAUGAACAUUUUGUUUUCUAUAAAAAAAAUGACUGAAAAUGAUUGUAAUAAUGAUGUUAGAUGCUUGCGAGUCUUGGCUGUAGUUCUACGGGUGUGGUUCAUCAAAUCGACAGUGUCUAGG